Penicillium waksmanii is the source of this 744-nucleotide messenger RNA. RefSeq lists its product as uncharacterized. The transcript has 3 exons. NCBI's taxonomy places the organism in Eukaryota, Fungi, Ascomycota, Eurotiomycetes, Eurotiales, Aspergillaceae. Bases 1 to 744 code for a protein of 247 amino acids. The record is from RefSeq and is a predicted model, not a curated record.
AUGAUCACCCCAGGCCCGAUGAAGCGCGACCAGUUCAGUUCGUUCUAUUUGAAGAGCUACUUCCCUCACACAACGGGCCCUGGAUGGGAUUUUGAUAUGACGUACUCUGUUUUUUCGACUCUCUUCGCGCUACCCCAGAAAAGCCAGAUGCUAGAUAUUGCCUUCUCUGCAUUGUCAUGCGUUUUCCUUGGCAAGAAUCACUCCGAUCAACAGAUAUUGCAGUACGGCCUUCGGCUAUACAACCAUGCAAUUCAGAGCAUGUCAAAGGCAAUUAGCCGCAAGGAUUACAGUCUCGAUAUUGUUUACACUUGUAUUGUCUUUCAGCAGAUCCAGUCUCACUAUUGCCCACAUGGGCUUGAUGAAUGGCUCGUUCAUCUUGAUGGAUUAGGCGCUAUCAUGAGAUAUUACUGCCCCGGAUCAUCACUGUCGGGCCCGAUGCUCUCUUUCAUAUAUGGGCAUCACCUAAAGCUAAAAACGGUAUUUAACGAGUUUAUGCAUCUGUCAGAAGAGACAAUCACGUGGCUCAAGGAGCCUAGUGAAGAACCCUUGUAUGAAUUGACUGGGAUUCUUGCGGAGUCUUCGCGGAUCUAUACCGCAGCCUACAACACCGAUAUAUCCGAUUAUAUUGCUUUUCAAUCCCUCCUAAACGAUUGUCUGUCACUUGAAGAAAGCCACCUGGAUUUUUUCCUUAGAAUCAAUGACAAGCUUGACGGGGACUGCCUGUAUAUACCCGGGGUGAGUUGA